Messenger RNA from Passer montanus (Eurasian tree sparrow), 1984 nucleotides. RefSeq names its product mothers against decapentaplegic homolog 4-like. The record is from RefSeq and is a predicted model, not a curated record. Gene Ontology annotation, cellular component: heteromeric SMAD protein complex. Gene Ontology annotation, molecular function: I-SMAD binding; RNA polymerase II cis-regulatory region sequence-specific DNA binding; DNA-binding transcription factor activity, RNA polymerase II-specific. Gene Ontology annotation, biological process: transforming growth factor beta receptor signaling pathway; anatomical structure morphogenesis; BMP signaling pathway. The transcript has 10 exons. Bases 249 to 1793 code for a protein of 514 amino acids. NCBI's taxonomy places the organism in Eukaryota, Metazoa, Chordata, Aves, Passeriformes, Passeridae.
AGGCAGGGCUGAGGGGAAGGGCUGAGUGAGGGCUCAGGACAGGUCGGGCUGAGGGAAAGGCAGGGGCUGAGGGAAAGGCGGGGGUCUCAGAGCAGGACAGGGGGCUCAGAGCAGGACAGGGGGCUCAGGACAGGACAGAGGGCUCAGAACAGGGCAGGGGGCUGCAGGCUCGGCAGCAGCACCCUGGACCGGAGGAGAUGCGGCGGGAGCCGGGCCGCCAGUGACGCUGAGGGGAGGGCCGCAGCGCCAUGUCCCUGGGCAGCGACAGCGGCCCCGGCAUCGUGCACAGCCUGCUGUGCCACCGGCAGGGAGGGGACAGCGAGGCCUUCGCCCGCCGCGCCAUCCAGAGCCUGCUCAGGAAGCUGAAGGAGAAGAGGGACGAGCUGGACGCGCUGGUGGCCGCUGUCACCUCCGGCGGGGCGCAGCCCGGCCAGUGUGUCACCGUGCAGCGCACCCUGGACGGGCGGCUCCAGGUGGCCGGCAGGAAGGGCUUCCCCCACGUCAUCUACGCCCGGCUCUGGCGCUGGCCCGACCUGCACAAGAACGAGCUGAAACCCGUCAAAUUCUGCCAGUUCGCCUUCGACCUCAAGUGCGACAGCGUCUGUGUCAACCCCUACCACUACGAGCGCGUGGGGACCCCCGGCAGCGGUCUGAGCAUCCAGAGCGCAGGUGAGACCCCGGCCCGGGGCCGGCGGGGAGCCCCCCCGGAGCCAGCCCAGCCCCCCGCAGCUGGGGGGCAUCCCCGUGCCCCCCAUGGUCUCCCGCCCUCCCCAGCGACCCCUCAGGACCCCCUGCUCCACCCCGAGGACCCCCUGGCACAGCCCCCCCCGCAGAACGGGUACCCCAAACCACCCCACCACGGUUCACCGCUGAGCUGGAGCAGUGCCACCAUCUACACCCCGAGUCUGGGGGGGUCGCAGCCCCCCCCAGCACAGCACCCCGGCAGCCAGAGCCACCCGCAGCCCCCCCAGCACCACCCCAACCACUGCUGUAGGUUUGGGGGGCACUGGGCGAGGGCUGGGGGGCUCUUCAGUGUGCUGACCCCCUCUCUGCCCCUCGCAGGGCCCCCCGUGCUCCAGCCCCCCGUGUCCACCCACCCUGGGCCGGAGUUCUGGUGCUCCAUCGCCUACUUCGAGCAGGACGUGCAGGUGGGGGAGAUCUUCAAGGUGCCCUCGAGCUGCCCCACCGUGGUGGUGGACGGCUACGUGGACCCCUCGGGGGGGGCCCGCUUCUGCCUGGGGCAGCUCUCCAACGUGCAGCGCUGCGCCGCCAGCGAGAGGGCACGGCUGCACAUCGGCAAGGGCGUGCAGCUGGAGCGGCGGGGCGAGGGCGACGUGUGGAUGCGCUGCCGCAGCGACCACGCCGUCUUCGUGCAGAGCUUCUACCUGGACAGGGAGGCGGGCAGAGCGCCCGGCGACGCCGUGCACAAGGUGUACCCCGGGGCACACAUCAAGGUGUUUGACCUGCGGCAGUGCCACCGGCAGAUGCAGCAGCAGGCGGCCACUGCCCAGGCUGCGGCCACUGCCCAGGCGGCCGCCGUGGCCGGCAGCAUCCCCGGGCCUGGCUCGGUGGGCGGCAUCGCCCCGGCCAUCGGGCUGUCGGUGGCCGCGGGGCUCGGCGUGGACGACCUGCGGCGCCUGUGCCUCGUUAGGCUGAGCUUCGUUAAGGGCUGGGGGCCCGACUACCCGCGGGCCAGCAUCACCUGCACGCCCUGCUGGAUCGAGGUGCACCUGCACCGCGCCCUGCAGCUGCUCGACCACGUCCUGCACGCCCUGCCCGACGCCCACGCCUGAUCCUGGAAGGGGCAGCCAGAAAAAAAGAGAAAAAAAGGCAAAAAAAUGACCAAAAAUGUGUUGGUUUAACAGUUAUUUAAUGGAUUGGGUCAGGGCUUGUGGCCUGGGUGUAGUGUGGCCCUCGGUGCUGAUUUCCACCUCCUGCUUUAACUUUUGUAUGAAAAUAAACCAAAAAAACAAAACCAAAAAAA